UAAUUCUAUGGUUUAUGAAAAACGAGGUUUUCUUGUAUACAGUUGAUUUUUUACCGCUUUAAUGUUGUACAUUAUUAUAAAAAGUUAAAAUUAUUCCAUACAAAUAUUUUUAAUAGUUAAGGUGAAGUGAAACCUUUAUCUACUACACUCAAUUCCUCAGAACUUUUAAGUACAAAAUGUCUGGUCGAGAAGGAGGAAAGAAGAAGCCCUUGAAGGCACCAAAGAAAGAUUCGAAAGAUUUGGACGAACAAGAUGUAGCAUUUAAACAAAAGCAAAAGGAGCAACAAAAGGCUAUGCAAGAUGCUGCAAAGAAAGCUGCGCAAAAGGGACCUCUCGUCACUGGCGGGAUAAAAAAAUCAGGGAAAAAAUGAUGCAUGUAUUUCAGACUGAUAUAUUCAAUGAUCUCUUAAAGAAUUGAUAACACAACAAUUUUUUUAUCAUCUCUCCCCUGUUCGAUUCUUCUAUUGUUGUCUUUUGUAAAUAAAAUCUUCUUGAAAAUAAAAAGUAUUCAAAUCUUUGCAA
Messenger RNA from Leptopilina heterotoma, 522 nucleotides. Its product is annotated as translation machinery-associated protein 7 homolog. The record is from RefSeq and is a predicted model, not a curated record. NCBI's taxonomy places the organism in Eukaryota, Metazoa, Arthropoda, Insecta, Hymenoptera, Figitidae. The transcript is spliced from 2 exons. The coding region runs from base 177 to 371 and encodes 64 amino acids.